AUGAAGAUGCCGGCAUUUCUGAAGUAUAUUGAUAUGGAAAACUUUAAAUCGUACCGGGGACAUCAUCGAAUAGGUCCCCUGAAGUCCUUCACAGCUGUCGUUGGCCCCAAUGGUUCAGGAAAAUCAAACUUCAUGGAUGCAGUGAGUUUUGUAAUGGGUGAAAAGACAUCUCUGCUACGUGUUAAGAGACUAAGCGACCUCAUUCAUGGGGCAUCUAUAAACAAACCAGUGUCACGCAAUGCCUCAGUUACUGCAACAUUUAUAUUGGAAGAUAUGACAGAGAAGCAGUUUCAAAGAUCUGUUGUAGGCCAGUCUUCUGAACAUAGGAUUGAUGGACAGUCUGUAUCAAUAAGCAAUUACUUAGCGGAGUUGGAGAAACUCGGAAUCAACGUGAAAGCGAAGAACUUUCUUGUGUUCCAAGGGGCCGUUGAAAGUAUCGCCAUGAAGAAUCCAAAAGAGAGGACUGCUCUCUUCGAGGAAAUCAGUGGCUCGGGCGUGCUGAAAGAACAAUAUGAAGCAGCACGUGCAGAGGUGAACCGUGCCGACGAAGAAGCCCAGUUCUCGUACCAGAAGAAGAGGGGUGUCGCUGCAGAACGCAAAGAAGCCAAGUUCGAGAAGGAGGAAGCAGAGAAAUACACUCGUUUAAAGCAGGAGCUGCAAGACCAAAAAGUGGAACUGCAACUGUUCCACCUGUACCAUAACGAGAAAGAAAUACAAAAUUGCGAGGAGGAGCUGCAGCACAAGCAGACGGAAUUGAUAAAGGUAGAGAAGAAGAGACAGAAAGCGGAAGAGGCGUUGAAGGAGAAGAAAAAGGAGGCGGGAACCGUUCAGCGGGAGCUCGCGAAGAUCGAGCAAGAGAUCAGGGAAGUGGAAGCGGAGAUAUCGAAAAAGCGACCCACGUUCAUCAAGGCGAAGGAGCGCGUCACUCACACACAGAAGAAGCUGGAGAGUGCCGUGAAGACGUUGGAGCAGGCGCGGAAGGCGCACGAAGCGCAUCAGGCAGAUAUCCGCAAGCUGGAGGAGGAGCUGCGCCAGGUGGAGGAGCAGAAGGCCGCCUGGGAGCGGACGGCCGUGGGGGCCGCCAGCGCGGGCAGGGCCGACGUGCAUCUGGAGGAGGCGCAGAUACGCGAAUACGAAGAGUUGAAAAUGGAAGCGUCUCGUCAGGCGGCGAGAUAUCUGCAAGAGCUGGACUCGGUGAACAGGGAACAGAAGGCGGACCAGGACCGGCUCGACAACGAGAUGCGGCGCAAAGGCGAGCUCGAGAACAAACAUCGACAGAAGGGCCACGAGCGCAACGAGGCGAUGAAACGAGUAGAGAAACUGAACGAGCACAUCAAGAGCUCCGAGCAGGCGCUCGAGGAGCAACGCCGGCUGCGGGCCGAGUUGCAGGCGGACGUGGGCGAGUGCCGCGGGCGGGCCGCGUCGCUGCAGACGCAGCUGGAGGAGGUGGCGGCGCAGCUGGGGGACGCGCGCGUGGACAAGCACGAGGAGGCGCGCCGCCGCAAGAAGCAGGAGAUCGUCGAGAGCUUCAAGCGGGACAUACCCGGCGUGUACGACCGCAUGAUCAACAUGUGCCAGCCGACCCACAAGCGGUACAACGUGGCCAUCACCAAGGUCCUCGGCAAGUACAUGGAGGCGAUCGUGGUGGACACGGAGAAGACCGCGCGCCGCUGCAUCCAGGUGCUGAAGGAGCGCAUGCUGGAGCCCGAGACCUUCCUGCCGCUCGACUACAUACAGGCGAAACCGCUGCGGGAGAGACUCAGGGACAUCAAGGAGCCGCGCAACGUGAAGCUGCUGUUCGACGUGCUGCGGUUCGAGCCGCCCGCCAUCCACCGCGCCGUGCUGUUCGUCACCAACAACGCGCUCGUCUGCGAGACGCCCGAGGACGCCUCGCGCGUCGCGUACGACCUCGACCGCAACAAGAACAGCCGAUACGACGCCUUGGCGCUGGACGGCACGUUCUAUCAGAAGUCUGGUAUUAUAUCUGGUGGUUCCCUAGAUCUGGCUCGUAAAGCCAAGCGAUGGGACGAGAAACACCUCUCCCAACUGAAAGCUAAGAAGGAGAAGUUAACGGAGGAGUUGCGCGAGUCGAUGAAGAAGUCCCGCAAGGAGUCGGAGCUGACCACCGUGGACUCGCAGAUACGCGGCCUCGAGUCGCGGCUCAAGUACGCCGUCACAGACAGAGAUACCACGCUGAAGCAAAUCAAAGCAUUAGACGCAGAGCUCGCUGAACUCGAGAGGAAGAUCGAAAUGUUUGGACCCCAGAUAGAAGAGAUCGAGCGCACGAUCCGCGCCCGCGACGCCAAGAUCCAGGAGGUGAAGGAGAACAUGAACAACGUGGAGGACGUCGUGUUCAGGGGCUUCUGCAGGGACAUCGGCGUCGCCAACAUACGUCAGUACGAGGAGCGCGAGUUGCGCGCGCAGCAGGAGCGCGCCAAGAAGCGUAUGGAGUUCGAGGCGCAGAUCGACCGCAUCGCGUCCAACCUCGAGUUCGAGCGGUCGCGCGACACGCAGAAGAACGUGACGCGGUGGGAGCGCACCGUGCAGGACGGGGAGGACGAGCUGGAGGCGGGGCGCCAGGCGGAGCUGAAGCAGCGCCAGGAGAUAGACCGGGAGCUGCGCCACGCGGACGAGCUCAAGGCGCAGCGCUCCGCCGCGCGCGCCGCCGCCGCCGCGCACGAACAGGACCUCGAGAAGGCGCGCAAGGAGGUGUCCAGCAUACAGAAGGAGGUGGCGGCCGUACAGAAGCAGAUCGCGUCCAUCGAGGCGAGGAUAGAGAGCAAGCGGAGUGACAGGCACAACAUACUGCGCCAGUGCAAGAUCGACGAUAUUAUGGUGCCGUUGUUGGAGGGUAGUUUGGACGACACAGCGGAGGGGGAGUCGGAACACUCCUCACUCACCUCCUCGCAGCAGCGCAGCAGAGACUCCAGGAUCCGCGUCGACUACCGGUCCCUGAGCGAGGCGCUGAAGGAUCUAGAGGAGCCCGACGAGAUCAAACGUAAAGCUGACAAACUGCAGAAGGCCAUCAACAGUCUGCAGAACACCGUCGACAAGAUACAGGCGCCCAACAUGAGGGCGAUGCAGAAACUGAACGAGGUCCGCGAGAAAGUGAACGCUACGAACGAGGCGUUUGUGGCCGCGCGCAAGCGGGCGCACAAAGCUAAACUGGCCUUCGAGAAGGUAAAGAAAGAGAGGCACGACAAGUUCAUAGACUGCUUCGAGCACGUGGCCAACGAGAUAGAUGCCAUUUACAAAGCGCUGGCCAUGAACCAGUCGGCGCAGGCGUUCCUGGGCCCCGAGAACCCCGAGGAGCCGUACCUGGACGGCAUCAACUACAACUGCGUGGCGCCCGGCAAGCGGUUCCAGCCCAUGUCCAACCUCUCCGGCGGGGAGAAGACCGUCGCUGCCCUGGCGCUGCUAUUCGCCAUACACAGUUACCAGCCGGCUCCGUUCUUCCUGUUGGACGAGAUCGACGCUGCGUUAGACAACACGAACAUCGGCAAAGUGGCCUCGUACAUCCGCUCGAAGCGCGGCUCGCUGCAGACCAUCGUCAUCUCGCUUAAGGAAGAGUUUUACGGAUGCUCGGACGCACUGGUCGGCAUAUGCUCAGAGCCGGCAGACUGUCUCGUGAGUGACGUCAUAACCCUCAGCCUAGAAGAUUACGAUGAUUAA
Diatraea saccharalis (sugarcane borer) is the source of this 3672-nucleotide messenger RNA. The record is from the annotation of a GenBank genome assembly. NCBI's taxonomy places the organism in Eukaryota, Metazoa, Arthropoda, Insecta, Lepidoptera, Crambidae.